AUGAAGAAGGCUCAGCGCGCGGUCGCCUCCUCCCGCCGCCUCCUCCUCGCGCUGCCCCAUGGCAUCGUCGCUAACAUUUCCCUCAGGGCUCCUGAGGCGGCAUCGCCAGGCUCAAAUCACGGCGCCGACGUCCGCGACGUCGUUAUCGUCGUCGUCCUCGCCGCUCCCUGGCAUUAUACCCCUUCGAGGCGCUCGCCGCCUCCCUCACGUGACGCCAGCCUGAGGGGGAGCGAGGGCGGCGCCUACCGGCACAGUUUAAAUUUGGAGGAGGAGGAGGAGUCCGAGCGAGCGGCGCGGCCCUCUGGAGGGAGGGGCUGUUUCUGUAAGUUAAUGAAUCUCGGCUCGCCAAAGCUUCUGGCUCCGCCCCCCUAUUUCUGA
Podarcis lilfordi (Lilford's wall lizard) is the source of this 378-nucleotide messenger RNA. Lineage: Eukaryota; Metazoa; Chordata; Lepidosauria; Squamata; Lacertidae. The record is from the annotation of a GenBank genome assembly.